AUGGGUGAGAAGACGUUUCACAAGGUGAAUUUGACAUUUUCGAGAAUUUCUCCGACUUUUGUCCAUGCUAGAAAUAACUUGUUGCUAAGAAAAAUACUCAUUUCGUUUCGCUUUUAUUGAAAUUUCCUGUAAAAUAAUUUUUCAGGCGUCUUUGAUCCGCGACAAGGCUGGAUAUGUGCCUUCUUUGGUUGAAGCCGUUCAAUUUCAUGGAGUUCGAGUAACGAAGAACGAUGCUCUGCUCAAAGAGGUGAUAAAAGACAACUAGCCCUUAUGACUCAAGCUUAUGAGGAUUUUUAUGAAAUUUUAGAAUUUAAAAUUUCGAUACAUCAAAUUUAAAAUCACUCCCGAUAUCAAGUUCCUCUCUGAUUAUUCUCAUACAGAUCUCCGAACUGUACAAAAGCGCCACACUUGACGAGCUUGUACAGAAAUCUCACCUGGCGGCUAGGCAUUUGCAGGUGAAUUUGAAAGAAAAAUGAUCGAAAAAGAAUUUUAUUUUUAGGAAGUUGGUCUGAUGGACAACGCCGUGGCGCUUAUUGACACUUCUCCGAAGUCCAAGGAAGGAUAUGUCGUCAAUUUUGUUGUCAAGGAGCCCAAGGUACAUAAAAAGUUGAAUGGAAGAGGAUUUAAAAACAGGGCUUUUUAUUUAUUUGAUUCAUGUUUUGAAGAGUCUUGAGAAUGUAAUAAUUGGUAGUAAACUCUCGAGGAUUUUUACUUUAGAAGGCAAAUUCAAAUGAUUAGAACUAAUAACUAAGAAAAGCAGUAUUGGGAAUUUCUUUUUUUAAUUUUGUUAGAAAGUAUAGUCCUAUGCGACUUGCCAUGUGUCUGCGUCUCUCUGUUCUCUCAACGGCGAGGUCAGAGAUAUAUGGAAAUAGCACGUAAACAAAAGAGGGUCUUCGGGAGACUCGGAGGGCGCAGAGAAAUCCAGCCCUUUCAAGUCGCGAAAAACGGACAAGAAAAGUAACCGAUUCCAGUCGUUUACCGCCGGCGUCAAAGCGGGCGUCAGUACGAAUGGCGACGCCGAUAUGUCGAUCAACGCCGGAAAACAAAGUUUCGCCGGUCGUGGCGAGUCUAUCAACACCUCCUACACGUAUACCGUCAAGGUUCCCAACGAUUCUCCUACCAGUCAACGAUUUUUGAUUAAUAGGGCGAUCAUUCCUUCAACAUUUCACUCGCCAAGCCCUUCCUCGGCUGGCAGAAGUACUCCAACGUCUCAUCGACCCUCUAUAGGUGAGAAAUAUUCUGAUGUCUUUCUAGAAAAUUUUUUUCCCAGGUCAAUGGCCUACCUGCCUUGGAAUCAAGCGAACGUUGAUGAGAACGCCCUAGUCUUGCAGUACAAUGGACAGCUCUGGCGUCAGAGGCUUUUGCACUCUGUUAAGCUCAAUACGGUGAGAUUUUUUUUAUCAGGUUCAAAUUGGCAAAAUGAAUAAUGAAAUUACAUAAAAAUUGUAAUCAGAAAAGAUCGGCGUCGGAAAUUUAAUAAAUUCAUGGUAAACCUCAAAAAUUAAGAGUAUUUCCUCAAGUAGGCACUAGAGAGAUGUUCUGACUCUUUGAUUGAUAACUUGUUGGCUUCGACUUUUCCAAAAGCCUGUUUGACACCUGGCGUUUUUUCAGUGUGAUGGGGAAUGAUUUAAUCCAUUCGCCACGACUUUAAGCAUUCUGACCUCUCUGCGCCCUCUUUUCUAUCGCCAGCAAAGUCAAAGGAACGAAAAGCAUGCAAACACGAGAGGGCUGCCAAGAAAAAGAAGGAAGUAGCAAAAUUAAACUAUUCAAAGUUGUGGCGAACUGACUUAUGGUCCUCAAAAUUGGCAGUCCCACGUUUUUCGAAAUUAAAAUUGGCAGCCCCAAAAUUUUCUAGCGAGAAAUUGGCAGUCCCAAAACUUUCAAGCCGAAAAUUGGCAGUCCCAAAACUUUCAAGCCGAAAAUUGGCAGUCCCAAAAUUUUCAAGCUGGAAAAUGGCAGUCCCACAUUUUUCGAAAUCAAAAUUGGCAGUCCCAAUUUAUUCGAGCUCAAAAUUGGCAGUCCCAAAUUUUCCGAUAUAAAAAUUGGCAGUCCCAAAUUUUCCGAUCUAAAAAUUGGCAAUCACACAUUUUUCGAAAUUAAAGUCGGCAGUCCCAAAGUUUUCAAGCGAGAAAUAGGCAGACCCAAUUAAUUCGAGCUCAAAGUAGAUAGUCUAAAAAUACAAAAAACUCACGAAAUCGACGCCAGCUUAGAUUCAAGAUUGUCGAACUUCGUUAUAGCAAUUUUCAUAUAGAAGGAUGAAAAGCAAAUAUUUUACUUUUAGAUUUGGCGGACCCUGAGAGCGACCGACGACUCGGCUUUCGCUGUUCGUGAACACGCCGGCCACACUCUCAAGUUCUCCGUGGAGAAUUCUGUAGCCGCCGAUACCAGAGACAGGCCUAUUUUGGCUUCAAAGGGCAUUUUAGGUAUCAAAAAGCAUGAGUAAUAUUGAUUCAUGAACAUUUUGAUUCCAGCUCGAGUAUCACAAGAAUAUGCUGGAAUUUUUGGCGACGCGUCGUUUUUGAAACAUCAAAUUGAUCUGCAGGUAGUUCAGUGAAGAACAGCUAUGAAUUUACGAAAAAUAGUAUAAAAAAAUAAUAGUGAUUUCAGGCCGCCGCUCCUCUUCCGUUCAAUUUUAUCCUUGCCGCUUCAGUUCAGGCGAAGUCGCUAAAAGCUCUUGGUGAAAAUGAGGUUCCUAACUUCUUGCAGAAGAAAUUUUGAUGAAAUGCGAUAAUUUUCAGGUUCACAUUCUGGAUAGAUGUUAUCUUGGUGGCCAGCAGGACAUCCGAGGAUUCGGUUUGAACACGAUUGGGGUGAGAAUAAUUAAGAAAUAUGCUUUCAUUCUAUUACACUAAGAAUAACUGACGAGAUAAACGCGAGGUCGGUGGCGGUACAUUGACGAGCUCGCAAACAUCUCGCUUUUUUCUAGGCGCGAUCUCGCAUUUCUCUCUGCGCGACCUCGCAUUUUUCUUGGCGCCAUCUCGCAUUUAUCUCGCAUUUCGGAAAUUUUCAAAUUGCGAGAGAAAUGCGAGCUCGCGCCUAGAAAAAUGCGAGCUCGCGCCCAGAAAAAUGCGAGACCGGCGCGAGAAAAAAAGCGAGAUGUUUGCGAGCUCGUCAAUGUACCGCCAGUGUCUCGCGUUUAUCUCGGCAGUUAUUCUUAGUGUACUUUUUAAAAACUCGUUAAAAAGCACUCUAGGAGUUUAUAGUUAAUAUGGUCCAUCUAGUUUAUAAAAUUUUUUUUUUGGAUGAAUGACGCGUCAAAUGAUUUUAAAACUUAUACUGUUAUGGAUAAUUUUGAGGUCCGAGCCGACAACAGUUGUAUCGGCGGAGGAGCCUCGUUGGCGGCGGUAGUCCAUUUGUACCGGCCCCUGUAUCCGCCACAAAUGCUCUUCGCCCAUGCUUUCUUGGCCAGCGGAAGCGUCGCUUCAGUCAGAUCCCGGGACCCGAUUCAGCAGCUUCAGGAUACUCAGCGUGUAUCUGCCGGUCUUGGUCGGUUUUUUUUUUGAAAAAAAUGCGAUUUAAUUGAAAACGUUCCUUGGAGAGGGGGUAUUGGUCACAGGGAAUGAUCGAAAUUACAAGAAGCCUGUAACUCGAGAAUUUUAAAGGCGCUUACGAGAUUCUCUGAAAGGUCCUGACGCGAAUAAAUCCAGAAAAAAAUUAGUUACAAAUUUAAAUAUUUUGAAAACUUGCCAAGUCCGUUAUAAUCGCUUUUUUUCUUGAUUUUUUUCUUUCAGGAGAUUGAAUGAACUUCAAUUUCGAGAUACCACUUUCGAUAAUCAAACAUUUUCUUUGCAGGUCUAACCUUCAUUUUCAAGAACAUUUUCCGACUGGAAUUGAAUUAUACUCACCCGAUGAAGUACGUCGUCGGCGAUUCGAUAUUCCGCGGCUUCCACAUUGGUGCCGGCAUCAAUUUCUUAUAA
Molecule: messenger RNA, 3917 nt
Organism: Caenorhabditis auriculariae
Lineage: Eukaryota; Metazoa; Nematoda; Chromadorea; Rhabditida; Rhabditidae
Source: the annotation of a GenBank genome assembly